Messenger RNA from Hirsutella rhossiliensis, 1164 nucleotides. RefSeq names its product mucin. The transcript is spliced from 2 exons. The record is from RefSeq and is a predicted model, not a curated record. NCBI's taxonomy places the organism in Eukaryota, Fungi, Ascomycota, Sordariomycetes, Hypocreales, Ophiocordycipitaceae. The coding region runs from base 1 to 1164 and encodes 387 amino acids.
AUGCCGUACAAUACGCGCCGCAAGUCGCUCUCCCUGCUCAGUUUGGGCAUCCACAUCCCCGUCACCCACGCCGCUCGUGCUGCAUCCAAGAGCGCUGCCCGACAUGCUUCGUCGUCGGCGUCUGUCCCCUCGGCAUCCCCUCCUGCAGACGCCCGUUCGCACUCACCCGAGUCGCAUCCCAGCAAGCGCUACAAGAGAUCCCACGCUGCCGACACGGCCGUCGAGCAGACGCCGCCGCCUUCGCCCCCUCCCGCCGCUGGUCUGGACGCGUCUAGCCAGAGGCCCAAGAUUGUUCUCGAGGGCAUCAACGACGACAUUGUCGAGGCGUCCAUCCUCCAGCUGCAGUCGACCGCGAACCGGCCCCAUCUCAUCAAGGAGCUGGCGACCGUUCUAUCCCAGAAGCUGUCGUCUGUGCAACAAUCUGCAAAUCCGUGCGCCAUCAUCUCCUCUCGCCUUGCCUCCUACAUGAAGCGACCUUGCUGGUCUGCUCUGGCACCCUGCCCGCUAGCCAAGGAGCUCGAGACAGUUCACCCACGCCGAACCUACUUUUUCCUCACCACAUACCCCCGGCAGCCGCUUCCCGACCCCAGCGUCACACGAGCGGUUCAUCCUGCCAUGAUUACCCCGUCCGUCUCUCUUACCGAUGACUCGGGAUCCGACGACGUCGAGGCCCGCCGGAGAGAACUAAGUCCAUCGCCCGAGGUCGACCUCUCAUCGCCAGAGUUUGACGAUGGCGAUGAUGACUUCGCUGAUUUCGCCAUGCCCAUGACCCCCAUCGGGUCAUUCAAGCCCCGCUACCUGAGGCAAUCCCGGGACAUGCGACACGACUCGCCGCCGCUGGAAAAGGACGAGCGCGAAUUCACGCAAACGGCCGACGUGCUGCAGAAACGCAAACUCAGCGACGAGCUGCCCAUCCCGGACACCAUGGACCGUAAUUCAGCCAUGGAGUACGGAUUCCGGGACGACAUUUGGUUUGGUGAAACCCGAACCGCCACCGCUGCUACCUUUAUCACGAGCCCCGCCAUGAAGCCGAGCGUCAUGUCAACCUUGCGCAAAGAGGACGACGCCGACGCGUGGCUCAAGAUCAACAAAAUGUUUGAGUGGGAUCAAAGCGCCGAGAGCAUUGAGAUUGACGAGCUCGACUGUCUUCUAGAGGGAUGCUAG